AUGGACUCCAGUCCGGAUUCUCUCAUCGGUUACGAUUUCGAAUUCUCUCAUCGGUUACGGUUUCUUUCAUGGCCAGAACCCAUCGUCCGAGUUCAGUCCUUAGCCGAGAGCAAUCUCACCACCCUCCCCGACCGUUACAUCAAACCCCCGUCUCAACGCCCUCAAACCACCACCACCAACCACAAACCGGAAGCUGCCACCAUAAAUAUCCCAGUCAUUGACCUAGACAGUCUCUUCUCCGGCAACGAAGAAGACAAGGAGAGGAUAUCUGAGGCAUGCCGUGAGUUUGGUUUUUUCCAGGUGAUCAACCAUGGGGUGAGGCCGGAGCUUAUGGACGCGGCUAGAGAGGCAUGGAAAAGCUUCUUUAAUUUGCCUGUCGAAGCCAAAGAAGUUUACUCAAACUCCCCAAGGACCUAUGAAGGAUACGGAAGCAGAUUGGGUGUGGAAAAAGGAGCAAUUCUUGAUUGGAAUGAUUAUUACUAUCUCCAUUUUCUUCCUCUUUUCUUGAAGGAUUUCAACAAAUGGCCUUCUUUACCUUCCAACAUUAGAGAAGUGGUAGAUGAGUACGGCGAGGAGCUAGUGAAGCUAGGCGAGAGACUUAUGAGGUUAUUAUCGUCAAACUUGGGACUAAAAGAAGAACAACUUCAAGAAGCAUUUGGUGGUGAAGACGUAGGUGCAUGUAUGAGGGUAAACUAUUACCCGAAAUGCCCUCGACCGGAGCUUGCCCUAGGCCUCUCCCCUCAUUCCGAUCCCGGCGGCAUUACCAUCCUUUUGCCGGACGAUCAAGUCGUCGGCCUUCAAGUCCGUCACGGUGAUACGUGGAUCACCGUCAAUCCUCUCCGCCACGCUUUUAUCGUCAAUCUCGGCGAUCAAAUUCAGAUACUAAGCAACUCAAUAUACAAGAGUUCGGAACAUCGAGUGAUAGUGAAUUCGCAGAAAGAAAGGGUUUCACUUGCAUUCUUCUAUAACCCUAAGAGUGACAUUCCAAUCCAACCACUGCAACAACUUGUAUCACCUACUAAUCCUCCUAUAUAUCCUCCCAUGACCUUUGAUCAAUAUAGACUCUUCAUUAGAACUCAAGGUCCACGUGGAAAAUCCCACGUGGAGUCUCAUAUAUCCUCUCGUUAA
Arabis nemorensis is the source of this 1128-nucleotide messenger RNA. The record is from the annotation of a GenBank genome assembly. Lineage: Eukaryota; Viridiplantae; Streptophyta; Magnoliopsida; Brassicales; Brassicaceae.